Messenger RNA from Ailuropoda melanoleuca (giant panda), 650 nucleotides. Its product is annotated as CMRF35-like molecule 9. NCBI's taxonomy places the organism in Eukaryota, Metazoa, Chordata, Mammalia, Carnivora, Ursidae. The record is from RefSeq and is a predicted model, not a curated record. The annotation marks the transcript as partial. Gene Ontology annotation, cellular component: plasma membrane. The transcript has a single exon. Gene Ontology annotation, molecular function: transmembrane signaling receptor activity.
AUUCUGACCUCCGUCCCUGCUGUGGUUUCAGGUUAUGCAGCCAUGGUGGGCCCUAAGGAGAUCAGUGGGUUUGAAGGUGACACGGUGUCCCUGCAGUGCACCUACAAGGAGGAACUGAGGACACGUCGGAAAUACUGGUGCAGGGAGAGUGGGUUCAUCCUGUCCCGCUGCUCGGGCACUGUCUAUGCGAAAGAAGAUGGCCAGGAGACGACGGAGGGCAGGGUGUCCAUUCGAGACAGCCCCCAGACGCUCACGCUCCACGUGACCCUGAGGAAGCUCACCCUGAAGGACGCCGGGAAGUACUUCUGUGGGGUCUCCAAACUGGGCCUUGAUGAGUCUUUCCUGGUCUCUCUGCUUGUCUUUCCAGGUAACAAAGGCCUCUGCUUCCCUGGAUGGGGCACAGGUGAUACAGAGUGGAAGAGGGACAGGUGGGCCGCUGAUCAGUGCUGGACCCCGUUGUCCCCUCGCCAACAGGUGUAAUGCUUAUACCAACCUCCCGGGGGAAGGGCUCCAGGGCUCGGUGAGAUGAUGCCGGUCAAGUGCUCAGUGCUCGGCCGUCAUGGGAGCAAAGGCAGCGCAGCACGAGCCUCGGCUCCUCUUUGAAGAGGUCACACCGCGCAGAUCUGUUGAACUCCCUGCCCAGUGCCUUU